AUGCAUGUCAUCAGAAGGUAUUGUGGUCACCCAAAUGCAAAGUUGGCUACACUCAUACAUCUGAUCGAUGAUUGGUCACCAGAUUUCGAUCCUCAAGACAAACAACCCUAUUACAACGAAUUGGCACACAAAAUUGGAUCAAGCGGCAACGUCGAGAUAUUGGAAUAUCUUAUCAAGAGGUAUCCAAACAUGGACUUGAAAGGUGCCAAACCUCAAGCAGUAGCAUGUGGUCAUUUAUCAAUCCUCAAACUAUUAGAGAAAGAGUCUGAUGACGAAAUCAAACUAAACGGAUUGUUAAGUGCUGUAUACAGAGGAGAUGUAACUGUACUAGAAUACCUUUACAAUAAGGGAAUCACAUUUAAACCAAGUACUCUACCACUCGAUGAUGCUGCUUGUAGAGGAAAACUUGAAGUUUUAAAGUUUCUACAUCUUAAAAAAAUAAAAGGAAUUACAAAAGAGGCAAUGAACAAAGCUGCUUUUUUCGGACACUAUGAAACUGUAAAAUGGUUACAUGAAAAUAGAUCAGAGGGAUGUACAACAGAUGCUAUGGAUAAAGCUGCUGAAAGAGGGCAUUUUGAAAUAGUAAAAUAUUUACAUGAAAAUAGAUUAGAAGGAUGUACAAACAAAGCAAUGACAAAAGCAGCAGAGAAUGGAUCUUUGGAUAUAGUAGAGUAUUUACAUUUUAAUAGAACUGAAGGAUGUCUUCCCAUGACAAUGGAUUCAGUGUAUAGUUUAGAGGUUUUACAAUUUUUACAUUAUCACCGAACUGAAGGAUGUAGUAAGAUGGCCAUGCACAAUGCCAUUCAAAGAGUUAAAUUUGAAAAUAUCAAAUUCCUACAAGAAAAUAGAACCGAAGGAUGUUCACCAGAAGCAAUCUCUGUUGCAAUAACUAGUGCUAAUUUUGAGAUUUUAAAGUGGUUACACUUUCAUCGUACUGAAGGAUGUACAACAUUGGCUAUGGAUACUGCCGCCAAAAGUGGAUUUAUGGAUAUAGUUGAAUUCCUACAUCAACAUAGAACUGAAGGAGCAACCACUAAAGCUUUGGAUGAUGCUUGUGGAGCUGGAAAAUUUGAAAUAGUAAAAUUUUUACAUUUUAAUAGAAGUGAAGGAUGUACUAAUGAAGCAAUGUCAAAAGCUGUAGCAUGUGGCAAAGUAGAAGUAGUAGAAUUCCUUGUCAAGAAUCGUACUGAAGGGUGUAUUACAAUACCAAUUUCAUAUCAAAAACUGAUAUUAAAGAAAACCAUUUAA
Cavenderia fasciculata is the source of this 1248-nucleotide messenger RNA. RefSeq lists its product as uncharacterized. The transcript has 6 exons. The record is from RefSeq and is a predicted model, not a curated record. Bases 1 to 1248 code for a protein of 415 amino acids. Lineage: Eukaryota; Evosea; Eumycetozoa; Acytosteliales; Cavenderiaceae. Gene Ontology annotation, molecular function: protein binding.